This is a messenger RNA of Prosopis cineraria, 2127 nucleotides long. RefSeq names its product probable receptor-like serine/threonine-protein kinase At5g57670. The coding region runs from base 57 to 1886 and encodes 609 amino acids. NCBI's taxonomy places the organism in Eukaryota, Viridiplantae, Streptophyta, Magnoliopsida, Fabales, Fabaceae. Gene Ontology annotation, molecular function: ATP binding; protein kinase activity. Gene Ontology annotation, biological process: protein phosphorylation. The transcript has 10 exons. The record is from RefSeq and is a predicted model, not a curated record.
GAACCAGCAAAUCUAGUAACUUUCUCUUCUCUCUCUGAGCGCAUAGGCUGGAAAAAAUGGUGCUUGCUUCUUCCCCUAGUAAAAUACUAAUUGGUCUGUCGUUAGACCGUGAUGAUAGCAGAGAACUUCUCUCAUGGGCUGUUAGAGUUCUAGCCAAUCCGAAUGACACCAUUGUCGCACUCCAUGUACUUGUUUCUAAGGAUAAGAAGAAAAGGAAGAAGAAGCGUGCUUCAAUGACAAGAAGGCAGUCACAACUUCGGCAGGCUAAAGCCUGUGUCAUAUCUGUGCUUGGUGAAUUUGCAAAGGCUUGUUGGUCUAAGCAGGUGAAUCUGGAAGCCAAAGUGGCAUUCAGUUCCAAUGUAGGUGAAGGUUUAGUUGAAGAAGCCAAGUCCAUAUCUGCUGAAUUUCUUCUUCUUCGUGGUUCUAGAAACCAGUCUAGCAAGAAUCAGGCAUGUAAUGGAAUUACCAAGUAUUGCUUUCAGAAUGUCCACGAAAGCUGCACCAUUGUCUCUGUUGGGAAAAGCUCAAAAGCCAGUUUUACAAGCCCCGAAGCAGAUAAUUAUGAAUCAAGCUCAGGGUGGUUUAAGGAGGAUAAACAAAGUGACAGACGAGAAUCCCCUGUUUUGAAUGCUUUUAUCUCAGACUCUAGGACUCAAACACGUUCACCAAGAACAGUAUUGGACGCAUUUGAGGGUCAAUCUAACAGCACAGAAGAUGACACCUUCAGUACAAGGGUCUCAAGCAUCACGGACACUCCAUCAAUGGCUUCGAAAAUGAAAAGCAAAUCCAAUUUUAGGAAACCACAGUCCCCAUUCAGACUCAUAGCCUCACUGCUUGCCUCACCAUUAAGAAGGAAAAACUCCAAAAAGUCCCAAAAUGAAAAGAGACAACCUUUGUUAAAAUGCUUCAGCUAUGAGGAGAUCUCCACCGCCACAAAUGGCUUCCAUCAAGAUAAUUUGGUGGGACGUGGUGGAUACUCUGAAGUAUACAGAGGAGAUCUUUCUGAUGGACAAAGCAUUGCAGUGAAAAGGUUGUCUAAGGACAAAAAGGACGCGAACAAGGAAAAGGAGUUCCUCAUGGAAUUAGGAGUGAUUGGACAUGUCUGUCAUCCUAAUACUACAUCUUUAGUCGGAUGCUGCAUUGAAAAUGGACUCUACCUGGUUUUCAAGUACUCUCAAAAUGGAAACUUAGCCACUGCAUUGCAUGGUAAAUCAGGAACGUCACUUGACUGGGCAGUGAGAUACAAAGUUGCCAUUGGAGUAGCGAGGGGACUGCAUUAUCUUCACAAGUGCUGCAAACGCAGAAUAAUACAUCGCGACAUUAAAGCCUCCAACGUGCUUCUGGGUCCAGAUUAUGAACCACAGAUUACUGAUUUUGGGCUGGCAAAGUGGCUUCCGAACAAAUGGACUCACCACGCUGUAAUACCAGUGGAAGGCACGUUCGGGUACUUGGCACCAGAGUCCUUCAUGCAUGGAAUAGUGGAUGAGAAAACUGAUGUUUUUGCUUUUGGGAUUCUUCUUCUGGAGAUUGUAACUGGAAGAAGACCUGUUGAUUCCAAGAAACAGAACCUUCUCCUUUGGGCAAAGCCUCUGAUGGAAUCAGGGAACAUCAGGGAGCUAGCUGAUCCGAGAAUGGAAGGAGCAUAUGAUGAAGAGGAAUUGAACAGAGUAGUGCUCACAGCUUCAUACUGUGUGAGACAAUCUCCCCUUUGGCGUCCCCAAAUGAGCGAGGUAUUGGAACUGCUGAGCAGUGGGGAAGAUAGUGAGGCUGGGAAGAGCUGGAGGAUCCCAAAGUUGACAACAUCUGAAUCUGAUGAACUGGAUGAUUACUCGAUGGCUUUCGGAUAUGAAGUGCCUUCUGACAUAUAUCUGGAGGAGUUUUUGUGAGAGUGAGAACUAGUUUCAGAGUUUAACAUGGCAAGUCUUGGACAAGAGUCUAAAAUGGAGAUGAUGAUGAGAGGGUUUUUAUGUUUUGGUGAAUGUAGAGGCAGAGAGAUCAGAGGUUCUCAGCAGAAGAAAGGUUUUGCUUUUGGGAUGUUUUGUUAGCGUCAUAAACACUCGUCUAGUAAACAUGGAGACACUAUUUUGCUGCUAGUUAUGAUUAAAAAAAAUAAACCAUUAAUAAUUU